UUCAGUAAACGAAAGAUUACAAAACAAUGAAGCUGUUCGCACUGUGCUGUCUGCUGUUCGCUCUGCUGGGAUGCCUGAUCUCGCCCAGCCAGGGUUCGCCAUCUCGCGGAUCUCCCAGUCCUGGAGGAGCUGGAGGAAACCCUUUCAGGUCGCCGCCUGCACCACGUCCUUUCAUCUACGAUUCGCCAGUGCGUAGACCAAGUCAACCCAAGACCAUGUACGCUUAGAACAACAAAAUGUAACUUCAUAAAAUUGCCAAAAAUAUAUAAAGAAAUA
Molecule: messenger RNA, 276 nt
Organism: Drosophila subobscura
Lineage: Eukaryota; Metazoa; Arthropoda; Insecta; Diptera; Drosophilidae
Gene: IM18
Product: immune-induced peptide 18
Exons: 1
Coding region: 27-227 (66 amino acids)
Source: RefSeq, a predicted model, not a curated record